Messenger RNA from Bombyx mandarina (wild silkworm), 3390 nucleotides. RefSeq names its product serine/threonine-protein kinase N (gene Pkn). Gene Ontology annotation, biological process: signal transduction; protein phosphorylation. NCBI's taxonomy places the organism in Eukaryota, Metazoa, Arthropoda, Insecta, Lepidoptera, Bombycidae. The record is from RefSeq and is a predicted model, not a curated record. Gene Ontology annotation, molecular function: small GTPase binding; ATP binding; protein serine/threonine kinase activity.
UUCAAUAGAUUGAUUUGUAAACUGUUUUGUUUUGUGGGUUUAAUAGCACAUAAUUUAUUUGAUCUUUAAUUGGAAACUUGACAAACCAUGAUAUUUUUUACCAAUUCAAUGCAUAUUGUGUUUGAAGUGUACCGUACUUCAGCUAAGCCUUUGUGAAUACCCGAAGCUCUAGUAGUGAGAUUUUCCUACAUAAUUAUGGUUAUCUGACAUUACACCGUGCAUCCUCAAUUAUGGCAGACCCAGGUUAUUAUCAUAGUGAUUAUAUUCGACACCCAGUUCUUCACGAACUCGGUGUCAAGUACGGAAUCAAGACUGAGUGUAUUCCAGAAAUAGCAUUGCCGUCGAAAUUAGAGGAGCUCAAAGAUGUCAUACGUAGAGAAAUACGAAAAGAACUUAAAAUAAAGGAAGGUGCCGAGAAACUUCGUGAGGUAGCUACAGAUCGGAGAUCUCUAUCGGAUGUCGCCAAUAUUGUUAAGAAAGCAAACAUCAAACUUAAUGAACUCAAAUCUGAUCUGCAGGAGCUAGAAUCGCAGCUCCUAUUAUCUCGUGGACAAUCAACACCAACAUCACCAGAAGAUCUGUCUUAUGACGAAGAAAUCAUUUUAGCAUCUGAAGCAGCACAACAACAAAGACAGCUUGGAGAAGCAACUACAGAUCGCAAACUUGCAUCACUUGAGAAACAGCUAAACAUUGAAUUGAAGGUAAAACAAGGUGCUGAAAAUAUGAUACAGAGCAUUAGCAAUAGCAACCAGUCUAGAGACAAAAAGCUGCUUGCGGAAGCACAUCAAAUGUUGGCUGAUUCAAAAGUCAAAAUUGAAUAUUUAAAAUUACGCAUUUCAAAACUGACCAAACAGCAAAAAGGUGAUACUGCUGGAGCAAAUGGUGAUGGUAGGAAUUCUGAUAUGAGUGGUGUUGAUGCAUUACUUGAUGAACGAAUUGCAGAGCUCAGAAAUCGUCUCAGAAUUGAAGCAGCUGUUGUAGAAGGCUCUAAAAAUGCCAUUAGACUGUUACAGAGUGACAAAAAAUUGACUGACAAAAAAGCUUUGCAAGAAGCUCAGACUCAACUCUUAGAAUCAACACAAAAACUAGACUUGCUCCGUAGGUCAUUGGAUAUGCGUAGGCAGGAACUACCUGCUGAAAGUGCAGCUUUUGUAGAGUUGGGUCAUGAAUUACGCAGUACUGCCUCAAGUCCAGGCUAUGUGAGCUUGUCUGGAGGAAGUGGAUCAAGAACUCAAUUUCUGUCAUCUGCACCUUUGAUUAGCCCUUGUGUACAAGUCACUGGUACACUCGAAGUGAGAUUGAUGGGUUGUCAAGAUCUUCUUGAUGAUGUCCCAGGUCGCAGUCGUCGUGAUCCAUUAGCCAGCCCAUCAGAUCUGAAGUCCUUUGUUAAAGGAGUAACCAUACGCAAUUCAAUGAAAUAUACUUACAGUAUAAAAGAAGACACCAGCAAUGAAAUAAUGGCAGUCUUAAAGCUGGACAAUCACAAUGUUGCUCAGACAAGUUGGAGACCUUGCUCUCAACAAGCUUGGGAUCAAAGAUUCACUAUCAAAUUAGACAAGUCAAGAGAGUUGGAAAUUGGAAUACAUUGGAAAGACUGGCGUGGUUUAUGUGCUAUCAAGUUUUUGAGAUUAGAAGAAUUUAUUGAUGAUAUACGCCAUGGAAUGGCUCUAGAACUUGAACCACAGGGACUUCUUUUUGCUGAAAUAAAGUUUCUUAAUCCUAUUAUAUCUCGUAAACCUAAACUUCAACGCCAGAGAAAAAUUUUCAAACAACAAGGAAAAAAUAUUCCAAGACCAUCUUAUGGCGAUAUGCAUAUUCCUGCUGUUGUUUUAGGAAGGUUACUCAAGAGAUCUUCUCCAUCCAUUCAAAAUAUUCAAAAUGCUCAUAUAACUACAUCACAACAACACAGUUUCGAAUCUGCCACGUUUGAUAAUAGAGAAAUUGAAAAUCCUAAUGUUACACUUGGGGGUAUGGCUGGAGUAAGGCCCUUAGGAUUACCUUCAACACCAACUCCACAACUUCCAUCAGUGCCACCCCCAAAACCUACUUUGCCUCUUCAACCUCCUCCUAAUGUCUCUACACUCAGAAUGGAAAAGGAGCUCCAAGAAGCCUUUGCAUUUUUAGAAGAUUCUUACACCAGAGACCAUUAUGUUUCAAAGGAACCACAAACUCCAUCAUGUGAUACUCCUUUGGUUGAGUAUCCUCCAUCUCCCUCUCCCAAGCUGGUGCUUGAAUACCCAAGUAAUGAAGACCAGAUUGUUGAAGUAACAAGUAACAUCCGUUUGUCAUCCUCAAGAUCAUCAUCAGUAAUAGAAACAAUAGGAAAAGAACAAGAUUCCAGAAGGCAAUCUGGCGAAAUGUCUAUGGACAGUUUCAGGCUGUUGAGUGUCCUUGGAAGAGGACAUUUUGGAAAAGUUAUCUUAUCACAGUACAAACCUACUAAUGAAUAUUUUGCAAUUAAAGCUUUAAAGAAAGGUGAUAUAAUAGCAAGAGAUGAGGUUGAUUCUUUGUUAUCUGAAAAAAGAAUAUUUGAAGUAGCUAAUGCAAUUAGACAUCCAUUUUUGGUCAAUCUUUUUGCUUGUUUCCAAACAGAACAACAUGUCUGCUUUGUUAUGGAAUAUGCAGCUGGAGGUGAUCUCAUGAUGCACAUUCAUGCUGAUGUGUUCACUGAGCCGAGGGCAGUAUUUUAUGCAGCCUGUGUAGUGUUAGGUCUGCAGUAUUUACAUGAAAAUAAUAUCAUAUAUAGAGAUUUAAAAUUAGACAAUUUAUUAUUAGAUACUGAGGGUUAUGUAAAGAUUGCUGAUUUUGGCCUUUGUAAAGAAGGAAUGGGAUGGGGCGAUCGAACUGGAACCUUCUGUGGAACACCCGAAUUUUUGGCUCCUGAAGUAUUGACAGAAACAUCUUACACUCGUGCUGUUGAUUGGUGGGGCCUAGGGGUAUUGAUUUUUGAAAUGUUAGUGGGAGAAUCGCCAUUCCCAGGUGAAGACGAAGGUGAAGUCUUUGAUUCAAUCGUUAAUGAUGAAGUGCGUUACCCCAGAACUUUAUCUUUAGAAGCUAUUGCAUUGAUGCGUCGUUUGUUAAGGAAAAACCCAGAAAGACGAUUGGGUUCUUCUGAAAGAGAUGCUGAAGAUGUGAAGAAGCAGGCUUUCUUCCGCAAUGUUGAUUGGGAGCAAUUGUUAUUGCGUAAAGUGAAACCACCAUUUGUGCCAACAAUAAAACACUUGGAAGAUGUUAGCAAUUUUGACAGUGAGUUUACCUCUGAAGCAGCUGUGCUUACACCGCCUAAGGAACCGAGACCACUGUCAUCCACAGAUCAUAAAAUGUUUGAAGAUUUUACAUAUAUGGCAGACUGGUGCUAGGUCAGACUGUAAGAAAUAAAACAAAUGGUAU